This is a messenger RNA of Maylandia zebra (zebra mbuna), 654 nucleotides long. Lineage: Eukaryota; Metazoa; Chordata; Actinopteri; Cichliformes; Cichlidae. The record is from RefSeq and is a predicted model, not a curated record.
AUGACAGACUUUGGAGAGAUUCUAAGGAACAUUGGGGAAUUUGGAUUAUUCCAGAAGAUCACUCUAAUUGCACUUUGCUUUCCAAACUUUGUUCAGACUUUUCUCUUUGCCAGUUUUGUUUUCAUCCAAUCAGAUCCAGACAGACACUGCAGCACAGACUGGAUCCUCACUGCUGCUCCUAACCUGACCUCAGAGGAGCAGCUCAACCUGACCGUGCCUCGGGAGGAGGAUGGGACCUUCAGCAAGUGUGAGAUGUUUGUCCCAGUGAGCUGGGACAUUGAUACUAUCAGAGAGUACAGACUCAAUGAGACCACAGGGUGCCAGGAUGGAUGGGUGUAUGGGAACAUGCUCUACAAAGCCACCAUAGUCACUGAUUUUGAUCUAGUGUGUGGCCAGGCCAGCUUGGUGGAAGUGAUUCAAGCAGUAUUCAUGGCUGGAGUUCUUGUUGGUUCCCUCAUGUUUGGACCUUUUGCUGAAUCGUUCGGCCGCAAACGAGCAACUCAGAUUCCAGCAGUUCUGUUGUCUGUAUUCACCGUGACAACAGCUCUCUGUCCCAACGUCUACUUAUAUUUAGUAUCUCUGUUUCUGGUGGGAUUUGGAGCUGGAGGAUAUCGAGUCAACAGCAUCAUACUAUCUAAGAUGAUGUUCUUGUAA